This is a messenger RNA of Momordica charantia (bitter melon), 2317 nucleotides long. RefSeq names its product protein SIEVE ELEMENT OCCLUSION B. The record is from RefSeq and is a predicted model, not a curated record. Lineage: Eukaryota; Viridiplantae; Streptophyta; Magnoliopsida; Cucurbitales; Cucurbitaceae. Gene Ontology annotation, biological process: phloem development.
UUCUUUCUUCUUCUCUCUGAUUUUCCCAUAGGAUUUCCUUAGAUCUCUAUUUUCAUACUCUCUGAAAUCAUGUCUUUGUUACCACCGAAGAAUUCCACCACCUCACUUGUUCAUCCCAACUUGCAAAACCACAAGGAGGAGACGAGCCUCGAACACUUCUCCGAUGAUGUCAUUACGGAUUAUAUCUACACCAAACAUCGUGAGGACGAUAAGAUCAAGAUUGAUGUCGAUAAUUAUAUCUCAUUGGUUGAAAGCAUCAUUAUAACUGCUGAUCGAAUAACCGAUAGCGUUUCUCGUGUUAUUGAAGGGCGUAUGGCAUCUGGAAGUGACUCUUCACUCAAUCUACCUCUUUGUACUCUACAUCGAAUCUCCAGUGAGUUGGCAUGUAAAGCACCCGGGAUUGGAAAAGCCCACGAGACGACAAUGGAGAUCCUUGACAUACUAAUCAGCUAUCCAUGGGAGGCAAAGGCAAUUCUAGCCCUCGCAGCAUUUGCCACUGAUUAUGGAGACUUAUGGCAUCUCAACUAUUACUUCAAAACAGACCCACUCGCAAGAACAUUGGCCAUCAUCAAACAAGUCCCUGAGCUAAAAAAACAUUUGUACACUCCCAAAUAUCGGCAAGUGUUUCUUAGUCCUCGCUGUCUGAUCCAUGGUUGCUUGCAAGCCAUCAAAUACAUGAUAGAGAUUAAGAAUUUCUCAAAGUAUGAUAUCAAGGAGCUCACUGAGUUGUCUUCUGCCAUUCGCCAAAUCCCUUUGAUUACUUAUUGGAUUAUACACAUUAUUGUUGCUUCCAGAACUGAAAUUUCUGGUUACUUGACUGCUACUCAGGGUCAAUCACAAAAUUAUUUGAAUGAGUUGACAGAAAAGAUCCGUUCCAUACUCUUCACACUCGAAAACCAUUUGAAUAUCAUACGAGAACAGCAAGAAGAGAUUAACCUGUAUAAAUGGUUGAUGGAUCAUGUUGAUAAUUUUCCUACUGAAUUAUCAUUGGUUUUGUCGAAGUUGAUUGAGGGGAAGAUGGAAGCUAAGCCAUUCAUAGAUGGUUCCACUCGAAAAAAGGUUAGUGUUGAAAAUAGUUUGAGGAGGAAGAAGGUGAUAUUAGUAAUAUCUGGAUUAAAUAUUUCCGAGGAAGAUAUUAAGGCACUUCAUAUAGUUUACAAUGAAUUGCAUGGAGAAGAUAAAUACAAGAUUGUUUGGAUUCCAAUUAUCAACCCAAAUGAUGUUGCUGAAGAAAACAAACAAAGGUACGAGGAUUUAGUGUCCAAAAUGCCAUGGUAUAUAGUGCAAUACACGGAAAAAAUUGCAGGGUGGAGGUUCUUAGAAGAAAAUUGGCAACUCAGAGAUGAUCCAUUAGUUGUUGUUCUUAAUUCACAAUCCAAAGUGGAAUUCACAAAUGCGAUUCAUCUUAUUCGAGUUUGGGGAUCUGAGGCUAUUCCCUUCACGAAUCAGAAACUUGACACUUUAUUGAGAAAGAAUUGGCCAGAGUCUACUAUUCUGAAAUUUACUCACCACCCAAGAUUAAACAGUUGGAUCAACCAAGACAAGAGUAUCAUAUUCUAUGGAGGAAAAGACCCAAAAUGGAUCCAACAAUUUGAGGACAAAGUGAUAGACAUUAAAAACGAUUCGUUGUUAAGAGCCAAAGGGAUCACAUUUGAGAUUGUACGCAUAGGAAAGAACAUUGCAGGAGAAGAUGAUCCUAGACUCAUGUCUCGUUUUUGGGUCACGCAAUGGGGUUUCUUCAUAGUCAAGAGUCAGAUAAGAGGUUCGAGUGCAAGCGAAACAACCGAAGAUAUUCUGCGGUUGAUAUCUUACGAAAACGAGAAUGGUUGGGGCGUCGUAACGGUUGGGUCUGCGCCUCUCCUUGUUGGUCGUGGCGAUUUGAUUUUGGCUGUGUUGGAAGACUUCAGAAAAUGGAAACAAAUUCUGAACUUAAAAGGUUUUGGUGAUUCUUUCAAAGAUUAUUUCAAUGAGCUUGCUGUGACGACUCAUCAGUGUGAUAGAGUGACUCUUCCAGGAUUUAGUGGAUGGAUUCCAAUGGUUGUCAAUUGUCCUGAAUGUCCUCGAUUCAUGGAAACUGGUAUCAACUUCAAAUGUUGCCACGGUCGAACUCACAUGUAAUGAUGGAAAAUGCAGGGUCGGGUCGGGUCGGGUCGGGGUGUUCUUCAGCUACUUUAUGAUAACAUAUACGAAAUAAAUCUAGUUUUUUAGGCCAAUGCAGUUAUUAGAUGUUGGUGUUAAGCCUGCACCAUCUAUAUGUUUAAUUUUUUGAAUAAGAUUUUUUACUCAUAUUAUAAUGCCAAAUAAUGAAGGAAAAAAG